Messenger RNA from Magallana angulata, 8050 nucleotides. RefSeq names its product cation-independent mannose-6-phosphate receptor-like. The coding region runs from base 35 to 7216 and encodes 2393 amino acids. The record is from RefSeq and is a predicted model, not a curated record. The transcript is spliced from 43 exons. Gene Ontology annotation, biological process: lysosomal transport. NCBI's taxonomy places the organism in Eukaryota, Metazoa, Mollusca, Bivalvia, Ostreida, Ostreidae. Gene Ontology annotation, molecular function: insulin-like growth factor binding; D-mannose binding; signaling receptor activity. Gene Ontology annotation, cellular component: late endosome; plasma membrane; trans-Golgi network.
GCAUAGUGAUGUUUUGGUAAAUGGCGACGUCCACAUGACAAGGAACUAUAUAAUCUGUAAAAUGAAGUUUAAGCUUUAUAGAUUAGCUGUUUUAUUUGUAUUUAUGCCAUAUAUUUACACAGAAAAAUGCCUGGUUAACAACAAAGACUUUUCUGCCGUUGAAAGGUUUGGUCCCUGGGAGGUGAUAUCAUAUGAUGGUAACAACACUUACCAAAUAAAUCUGUGUGGGAGAGUCCCUACCUACAGUGCAGGGGUCGGGAAACCCAACUGCCACAAUGAUACAGUGGUGUGCAUGGUCCAAGACGGCCAGGCCUUCUCCCUGGCCAAUUACACCAACAACACAAUAAAUUCCCCAUCGAACGACCAAGAAGCAGAGAUGUGGAUAGUGAGGAACGGCGAUGGGUGUCCUGAUUUGGCUGGAGAGAAUCUGAACAGUAUCAUCAACCUUAAAUGUGGCAAAACUCUGGGUUUUCCAAAGUUUCUUGAGCAUACAUACUGCACGUCAUACUUUGAAUGGAGAACUAGCUAUGCCUGUCGGAAUAUGCCGGUAUCUCAUCACGAGGUCCCCUGCUAUGUUUACAACGAAAAGGGACAGCUGAUCGACCUUAGUGCACUGGUGAAGACCCAGGGGGGGUAUUUGGUGGACUCGGCGGAGGGAUGGGAGUUCUACAUCAAUGUGUGCAGGGACAUCACAGCAGGUACAGGGGACAAAACAGCCCAGUGUCCCCAGGGUAGUGCGGCCUGCAGGGUGAAAAAUGACACGUCCAUAGACAUGGGCCACACGAACAAGAAGUUACAGGUGGAUGCCAGGGGCCACCCCACCCUCACCUAUACCUCCAAUGUGACCGUCCCUGGCUGCACCGCCAAACCUAAAACAACCAUCCAGUUUGUCUGUCCAGAGUCUGGCGGGAGUGAGGACCCCCAGCUUGAAUUCGAUUUCAACUGUGAGUACCGAGUCUUGUGGAAAAGGGAGCACGCCUGUCCAGAUGUGGCUGUGACUUCAUCCACCUGUCACCUACACAAUCCACAGAGAAAUCUCGACAUAGAUCUGAGUCCACUCACAAACUCACCAGGUGUGGAUAAACCUUAUGAAGUGUACGUGAACGCCUCGGGCCCGGGUUCUCGCCCCAUGAGGUACUACAUCAACGUGUGCGGAGAGCUGGGGAUACAGUGCCCGGACGAUGAGAGCGUGAGGGGCGUGGCAGUCUGUCAGACCAUGGUGGGCAACUCCAGCUGGGGCCACGUGCUCGGGAAAACUGACCACCAAGAACUCAAAUAUGUAGAUGGCCUGUUGACUCUGACCUACAAAGGAGGAGAAAAGUGUAACCACAACCAUUUCCAGCGAGAGACCAUCAUCAACUUCCACUGUAAUCACUCCGCAGCGUACAACGGUCAGGGUUGGCCGGUGUUUAACAGGGAGGAGGACUGUAGCUACCUGUUUGACUGGGACACAAAGUACGCCUGUCUGGACCACCCUGUCAUAGAGGAGUGUCGCGUCAACCACAACGGAAAGAGAUUCGAUUUAUCUCCCUUGGUCAAACACACUGGUAAAAACUGGAACGUGUUGGAGGGCGGGGGCCAAGACGGGCUGAGUAUGUACUACAUCAACAUAUGUAGUGACCUCAUCCACAGUGACCAGGCCGCGCGCUGCAAGUCUGACUCCUCCGUCUGUCUCCUAGAUAAUUCUGGGGCACACAGUUUGGGUCGCUACCUCCAAAACCCGACCUUUGACCCGCGAUCCAACACCAUACAGAUAACCUACACGGAGGGAGAUCCAUGCCGGGACAACACACAGAAAAAGUCCUCUGUCAUCACAUUCAUUUGUAAACCAGGAGACAUGGACAGUGGGCCUGUGUUUUUGAGACGGUCCCUGGACGAGUGUGUGUAUGAGUUUGAGUGGCAGACAGCGGCCGCCUGUGUCCUUUCCAGGGAGACCGGCUCUGGUUGUAAGGUGUACAAUGAAGACUUGGGAAUAAACUUUGACUUCAAUAAGCUACAGGCUGCGGAGGGCCACUAUUACAAUGUGACAAACGGAGAUUACGACUACAUCCUGAACCUGUGUGGACCGGUGAAGAACACCCUGUGUGACCAGAAAGCCUCACAGGUGACGAACCCAGGGGUGUGUCAGGUCAAGCAUGGAGGGACAGCAGCGGAUGCUUUUGUCACUGGACAAGCCAACACUAACCUCACAUAUUACGAUGGACUUGUGAAGAUCAAAUAUGAGCAGGGGGAAAUGUACAACAGCAACCCUCCAACCCCGAGACGCACAGAAAUCACCCUCAUCUGUGACCGUCAUGCAGGGCGGGGGUCCCCUGUAUUUGUAGAUGAAGGGUUGACCAGCAGUGGAACCUAUACCUUUGCCUGGAACACAGAGUAUGCCUGUCCUAGCAGUCCAAUAGAGUGUACAGCCACAGGAGGUGGCAGGCAAUAUGACUUAUCUAGUUUGUCAAGGGGAACAGAUGAAGAGAACUGGGCGGUGGUGGAUGAGUCCAACCCUGGCUCCAGGAAGAAGUUCUACCUGAACGUGUGCACCCCCCUGAAGGAGAUUCCAGUGGGGUCGGGCUGUAGUCCCUUUGCAGCAGUCUGUCAAACUAGUUACCAGAAUUCACAGGAACAGCUGGUGUUUGAUAACCUCGGGGAGGUGACCUCGGGCCCCACUGUGGAGGGGGAGGGACUGCUGACUCUCAGGUACGUCAGCGUCAAGAACGAGUGCCAGGGGAAGAACUGGACUUCCACCAUCCACUUUGUCUGCAAGAAAGGUGCCCUGGCUAAAGGUCCCAACCCCCCACAGAAGAUAGGGGACUGUGAGUACUCUUUUGUGUGGGAGACCGAGGCGGCCUGCCCAAUAGCAGACACGAACAUCGAGGGUAAAAACUGUAGCAUCAAGGACCGCAACUCUGACUACACGUUCGACCUCUCGCCUCUACGUAAGAGUGGGGAUCAAGAUUUCUAUGAAGUUACUGCCAUGGGUGGAUAUAAGAUCAGGAUGAACCUGUGUGGUAGCAUAAAGUCACCACACUGUGCGGCGAUAGAGGGGGCGGAAUCAGCUGCCUGUCUGGAGACCGCCGCGGGACUGUCCCAGGGACUUGCCACCCUCUCCCAUACUCUGGACUAUUCCGAGGACGGCAGACUCAUGAUGACCUUUGAUGGGGUCAGGCAGCAGAAUGGUCAGAGAACCCAGGUGAUAGUUCUGUUCCUGUGCAGACAGAAUAUCCCCCUUGGGGCCCCAGAGUUUGUCCGGAAGGAAGAGAAUGCCUACUACUUUGACUUUAAGACCUCCCUGGCCUGUCGCCCCCAGCCGGUGGACUGUCAGGUACAAGACGAGAAGGGAACUCAGUAUGACUUAUCUCCCCUGGCCCGCGCCGGGACCAACUGGCAGGUGUUGGAUACUCGGCCGGGAUACUCCGACCUGACUUAUUACAUCAACGUCUGUCGACCAAUCAACUCUGUGGCUGGAUCAACCUGCCCAGGGGGCCCUGUAGGGGGGUGUCAGGUGUCCAACUCGGGCCGUGCCUUCAACAUGGGGUACAUUCAGUCCCAGCCGGUGGUGGCAGGGAAUGGGACCCUUACCCUCAGGUACAUCGGGGGCGACCGCUGUCACAAGGGCAAGCCCAACGAGGCCCCCCGCAGCACCAGGAUCAACUUCUUCUGCUCCCCUUCAGAGCACAGUCCGGCCUUUGAGGCAGAGACGGACACCUGUGAGUACAUCUUUAACUGGCUGACCCCCGCCGCCUGUCCGGUACAGAGAAUUGUGGGUCAAAACUGUGUUGUGUCAGACCCCCUGUAUGGCUAUUCCUUUGAUUUCAAUAAACUCCGCAAAGCUGAUGCUAAUUAUCUGGUGACGUCUGGGGAGUAUGCAUACGAACUGAAUGUGUGUGGUCCCCUGGUCAAAUCCAGCAAGUGCACAGACUCCUCCAUAGCAUCCUGUCAGACCAAGCCAGCCGACAGCAACUUCCAUUUUGAUGCAGGUCACAGCAGUAGCAGCCUGGUGUACGACUCAGGGGAGAUAACUCUGACCUACGACAACGGACACCUCUGUCACCAAAAGUAUAACCGCUCCACCGUCAUCACCUUUGUCUGCGACCAGUCCAAAACCGGUCUGGCGGGUCCCACCUUCCUCAACGAGACAGAGGACUGUGUCUAUCAGUUUGUGUGGCCCACCGCCCAGGCCUGUCCCCCCUUCAAGGUCGCUGACUGUGGGCUUAGAGAUCCCAGCGGGGGGCAGUACGACCUGUCCAGCCUUUCCCUGAACGAUGACAAUUAUCAGACCAUUGACCACGUCGCCAAGAAGAAGUACAUUUUUAACGUGUGUCGCUCGCUUGUUCACCAGAAAGGGGAGACCUGUCCCUUCAAUUCAGCGGCCUGUAUCGUUGAUCUCGGCGUCACAGAUCCCAAGAAGAAGUUCCACAACAUCGGGGAGGUGAGCGAGCAGCAGGUACAGUUCCUGGACGGUCACCUACAGCUGGUGUACACAAACGGAGAGGCGUGUAAGGAGGACCCCACCAAACACGUCACCACCCGCAUCCUCCUCUACUGCAGCAAAGACUCCAUUGACACCUCUCCGGCGGGACACUUUCAGGUGGGGUGUGAACACAGAUUUGUGUGGCAGACGGCGGCCGCCUGUCCCAUUCAAACCUCCAAGGGCGAUGGAGCAAACUGUACUGUCACUAACCCCUCAACAGGCUAUGCUUUUGAUUUGAGUUCCCUCAAACGGUCCGAGGGAUACACAGUGGAUGACAGGAAGGACCACAAGUUUACCCUCAACGUGUGCGGGGCGGUGGCUGGCACCACCUGUGUGGCCUCAACAGGUACUUGCCAAGUGGAAAAGAAAGGCGAGAUGAGAGCGUUCAGUGCUGGGAAAUGGAACGCCAAUCUCCAAUACGACGAUGGCAUUCUGUUCCUGAAUUACUCCGGGGGAGACAAAUGUCAUAACAACCAGUUUGAGCGGAACGUCAUCAUCAGCUUCAUCUGUUCCCAUGGGGCGGGGCAGGGUCAGCCAGAGUUCAUCGCUGAGACUGGCGACUGUACUUAUCAGUUUGUCUGGCACACAGAGUUAGCAUGUGAAGAACAGGUCAGAUGCUCUGUAGAGAAGGAUGGCUACACAGUAGAUUUGUCUCCCCUGAUCAAGAUGUCUGGUCAUCACUUGGCAGUGUCUACCGCAGGACAUGGGACAGACACGGAUGGCACGUUUUACAUCAACAUCUGCAGGCCUCUGAACCCCAUAUAUGGCAAACUGUGUCCCCCAGGGGCCAGUGCUUGUCAGGACAGAGUUGGAAAGCCACCCAUUAGUUUAGGUAAAGCUAGAACCCGACCACAGCUGGAUCCCGUGUCCAACAAGAUUGUCCUCUUGUAUGACCACGGAUCUCCCUGUCCGUCCAACCCCGCCGCCAACAUCACCUCCAAAAUCGUCUUCAACUGCAAACCAGGACCUUUAGCUGGUGUUCCAGUUUUGGAGUACGUUGCUGGAUGUCAGUACAUCUUUGAGUGGGAUACCAAUGUUGUGUGUGAGAGAAACAACACAGACACUGCAAAGGGGAAAUGUGUGUAUCAGGACCCCGUCUCGGGGGCGUUGUACAACUUCACUGGACUCAGAAAGGCACAGCCUAUCAAGCUGAUCCAGAAUGACCCUCAGUACUUGAUCAGUCUGUGUGAGGGAUUAGGAGAGGGGUACCCGGGGUGUGAGCAGGCCUCUCUGUGUCGCUGGAACGGAACUCUGGGUCAUGGGUACGGUCAGGUGACCUCCGGGGAGUUCAUCUCGGUAGAGGAACAGCUGAAACUGGCCUACAAGGACGGAAAGUCUUGUAAUGGUAAAAGUGAAGGCUUCAUUAACUUUGAGUGUGAUCCCAACAUUUACCCAGGAUCCCCCACGAUUAUAUUUGCGAAGGAAUGUUCUGCGACUUUUCAUUGGUUGACUCGAGCUGUUUGUGCCACUGUAGCCGACCAAUGCACACUGGCCUAUAAUGGGCACGUGUAUGACCUCAGUGUGUUGUCAAGGCAACAGGGAAGCUGGAAUCUAACAGAUGCUCAAAGAAACACGUACUGGAUAAACAUCUGUCAGGGUAUACAUGAUGGACCUGAUCCUCAGAUCUGCUCGGAAAGAUCCGCAUCGUGUCUCAGGACUAUUGACGGGAAAAUCCACAACCUAGGGACAGUCACAUCUCAGACUUUGUCCAUGGAAGAGGAUAGAAAGACCCUGAGGCUGGAAUACACUAGCAAUGAUUUGGCGUGUACCGGUAAGCACCGACGGAGUGAUAACCUGAAGACGAGAACCAUCAUUCACUUUGAGUGUGGAAAUUCUGUAGGAGGACCAGUUUAUAUUCCCAGACAGCCUAACAGUGAUGAGUGUGUGUUUGAAUUCCGCUGGAAGUCUACAGUGGCCUGUCAUGUAGAGAGACACAGUGUUAAGGAGAACAAAGGCAAAAUUAUAGACCCGGAAUCUUCUUCUGUGAUCGACAUAACUCCUCUCUACAUGUUAGUGACUGUGCCUGGAGAAUCCACGGAAUACGAGAUUGACCUGGCCGGAACAAGCACCUCCUGUUCCCCGGGCACCACCAUUUGUAAGGUCGACAAAUCACAGGCCACCAAAACAUCCCUGGGUCUGACCACUGGUCACCAGUUCUAUGUGGAAGAUGACAUAGUAGAAGUUGUAUUUCAAACCGAGCAGAUCUGUGAUAAAGAUAAACAGAAGAAGAUUUCCAGUAUUCUACAGUUCCACUGUAAUCCCUGGGGUGAUAGUAAGCCCCAGUUUCUCUUUGAUUCUAUGGACUGUACUUAUAUGUUUACCUGGGAAAAUCCACAUACCUGUGCUCAUCCUGUUGUUGUGAACCCUCAGCCCCUUCCAGUUGAUAAAGCGGGCACAGGAAAUGGGUCAACAGGAUCCAAAUCGGGUAGCACGGUGGGGACCAUUGUAGCGGUCUUCCUGUCGGCCAUUGUGAUAUGUCUACUUCUGAUUGUGUUUCACAAAAAGGAGAGAAGGGACGCAGUAGCUUCCAGACUUCGGGGGCUCUUCAGAAGACAUUCCAGUUCAUAUAGGUAUAGCGAGAUUCCAUCAAGUGAAGUGGAAGAUCUUCUCCCAGAGAUCUCGGCCAGUGACCUUGGAAUUCAGGGGUCAGUGCAGGUCACUACAGAUAGCGAGGACAUAAGUAUAUUACGGAGCGAGGAGUCUCCGGCGGUCAUCAGUUACCAUGACGACAGUGAUGAAGAACUGCUGGCAUAACACAAAAGAUGGCGGAACCUUCCUUAUUCAUAUCAAUAAAUAAAUAUAGCAGAUUUGUGAUGGAUCAGGUCGUGAACUAUGAUACAAUCUAAGAUGCUCUCACAAAUUAUGUGAUGACAUUUGACAAGAUGCUCUUUAAAAGCUGUGAUGAAAGACUGCUUUAUGUAUUGUAGCAAAAUGCUCUUAAGAUUUCAGUGCUAUUAACCUCCCAGUAUGUUGUUCUGAUGUGCGUAAAUGCAUAAAUUUAAUGUUAGGAAAGAGCUUGAAGGCAUGGUGUCAAGAUGAAUUGAAUUGUUCUUUAAAAUGGCGUAUUAAAGCAUCGUUUGCAUAUGGUUGUAGUAAAUGAACUGACACGCGCUUCCCACAAUGCUUUAUAUUCAGCCAAUAACUUAUAUCUUGCAAAAUAUUCAUGGAAUCGUUCAUAUGCUAGAUUCAUUUUUAAGUCCCAAUAAUUUAAGCCUUUCAUUCAUACAAUUCAAAGCACUUCAUGAAUUUUAAAGACUAGUAUAUUUUUGGUCUUUGUCUUGAAUCUGAAUCUAUUUAUUGUGGCAUUGAACCAUCCCACAAUAUUAGAUACAUGUAAUUAUUUUAAGAUUUGUAUCUAUGUAGAGCAAGUAAUGGACAUUUUAUUGAUACUGGUAUUAAGCAGCACAUUUUAGUUUCUGUCUUUUUUACUGGAAUUUUUGUUUGGUGCCUCAUAUGUUACAGGCCUAUAAACAAAAGGUUACUGGUCAUUUAAGCAAUUUUCCUUGUCAAUUAAGGUGGCUCACUAUACCUUGGAAAAUUAUUUGAUUAUGAUAGAUAAGAAGUAUAUAAGUCAAAUAUGUGAAAAAA